This is a messenger RNA of Cynara cardunculus var. scolymus (artichoke), 968 nucleotides long. Its product is annotated as probable NAD(P)H dehydrogenase (quinone) FQR1-like 3. The record is from RefSeq and is a predicted model, not a curated record. The coding region runs from base 142 to 756 and encodes 204 amino acids. Gene Ontology annotation, molecular function: FMN binding; NAD(P)H dehydrogenase (quinone) activity. The transcript is spliced from 5 exons. NCBI's taxonomy places the organism in Eukaryota, Viridiplantae, Streptophyta, Magnoliopsida, Asterales, Asteraceae.
AGAGACAGAUGGCUUGUGCCAUCAACCUUCUAUGGAUAAGACGAAGUUAUCAUCGAUGAAUAAUACCAGACUCAUCAACUAAAACUUGACCUUUUUCUUCUCAAGUUGCACCUUUUGUAAGGUUUCUUCAUUUAUGCAACUAUGGCGACCACCAAGAUAUAUAUAAUUUAUUAUUCUCUGCAUAAACAUGUGGAGUAUAUGGCUAGAGAAGUACAACGUGGAGCGAAUUCAGUCGAAGGAAUCGAAGCAACACUUUGGCAGGUACCAGAAACACUGCCUAGCCUGGUACUACAAAAGAUGAAGGCUCCUCCUAAACCAGAGGAUGUGCCGGUGAUUAAGCCAGAGCAGCUUACAGAAGCCGAUGGAUUCCUAUUUGGAUUUCCUUCUCGUUUUGGUGUGAUGGCGGCCCAAUGUAAAGCUUUCUUUGAUGCAACCAACGAGCUGUGGAAAACUCAAGCACUUGCUGGUAAACCGGCUGGGGUCUUUUGGAGCACAGGUUUUCAUGGUGGAGGCCAAGAACUUACAGCAUUAACAGCUAUAACACAAUUUGCACAUCAUGGGAUGUUAUUUGUACCUCUUGGAUACACAUUUGGGAGUGGAAUGUUUGAAAUAGAUGAAGUGAAGGGUGGAUCCUGUUAUGGUGCUGGAACAUAUGCAGGAGAUGGAACACGAAAGCCGACUGAAAUAGAGCUCCAACAAGCCUUUUAUCAAGGUAAAUAUGUUUCCGAAAUUACUAAAAAGCUUACCAGAAACUAGAACUCAGUUCAAAUAAUCAAAUCCAGGUUUCAAACAUUGUAUGAUCCUUGAAUAACAACAGAUUACUUCAUACUCAACAUUUGUGCGUGUGUGUGUGUAUAUAUAUAUAUAUAUCUAACACAAUAUGUAAAUUUGCAACCCUUGAUUGCAUGAACAGUUGCAUUUCCUGUACUUGUAUUGGUAUUACAAUGAGGUGGAUGAAUAGGGUGUGA